AUGAAGUUGACAAAUCCGGGGACAGUUCCUGUAUACACUGUCGCUGGGCCUUCGACGGCCAGGCCGCUGCCAGAUUGGCUUGCGCGCCGUAGGAAGAGAUCAUCCAAGUACGACCCCGAGAACCUCAAUAACUUCGAGUUGCUUCAAGAAUUUGAGUUUGAGGAAGGCAACAACUGCGUCCGAAUCAGCGAAGAUGGCAACUGGAUCAUGAGCACAGGGACAUACAAACCCCAAUUCCAUGUUCACUCGACGCAAGAGUUGUCCCUGUCAUUUUCCCGCCACACGAAAUCCGAGAACACGACGUUCCUCUUCCUCGGUUCCGACUACACCAAAAGUUUACACCUACAGAGCGACCGGUCGCUGGAGUUCCACACGCCAAUGGGAUGCCACUAUGAGGUUAGACUCCCGCGGUUUGGCCGCGAUCUUGCAUAUCUGCGCCAGAGUACCGAAGUGCUCAUCCCGUCGGUUGGGUUGAGUGCAGAUGGGUCCGGUUUUGGCGAGGUCUUCCGCUUGGACUUGGAGAGGGGACAGUUUCUUCGGCCCUGGCAGAUUGACGUCGGCAAAGACGCAGACGCGAGCGGGUUGCAGGGGGGCAUACAUGUCGGAUCUGUCAACGUGGCAGCGGUCGCGGAAAAGACACAUGGUCUCUGCGCGUUUGGCACAUCGAUCAGCACAGUCGAGUUCUACGACCCGCGAAGCAAAGGGAGGGUGGCUGUUCUUGGGGGCCAUGAUGGCGAGGUUACCGCGUUGGACUACAAUGACGACGGGUUGUCGCUUGCUCUAGGUACAAGCACCGGCCAAAUCCGCGUGUUUGACCUGAGAAACCCGCGCCCUCUCAUGAAGAGGGACCAGGGGAUGGGACUCCCGGUCAAGAAUCUAAUUCACUUAAAGACGCCUACCGAAGAGCGCAAGCUUCUUUCGGCCGAUAAGCGAAUCAUCAAAAUCUGGGAUGAGCACACGGGGGAUCUUUGGACAUCGGUCGAGCCGUUGGUUGAGCUGAAUCAUGUCACUCAUAUUCCAGACUCAGGCAUGAUCUUGACUGCGAAUGAGGGCAAGCAUAUGCACUGCUUCUUCAUCCCCAACCUGGGAUUGGCCCCGAAGUGGUGCCAUUUCCUAGACAACCUAGUCCAUGAGAUGGAAACCGAGACGCAAACCGAGACAUACGACAACUACAAGUUCCUCACAAAACCGGAGCUCAAGGCGCUCAGCCUGGACCACCUUAUUGGGAAGACCAACCUGCUCCGGCCAUACAUGCACGGUUACUUUGUUGCUGCUAAGCUGUACGAUCAAGCUCGCCUCAUCGCCAACCCAUACAUCUGGGAAGAGGAGCGAGCCAAGAGAGUCAGGGAAAGGGUUGAGAAGGAGCGUUCCACUCGCAUCAGAGGAGUCAAGAAAGUCAAGGUCAACCAGAAGUUGGCGGACAAGAUUCUGCAACGGCAAGAGAGGAGAGCCAAGGUGGACAUCGAAGCUGGCGUUCUCGGUGAUUCUCGUUUCGGCAAGAUCUUCGAGGAUGAAGAAUUCAAGGUCGACGAAACCAGCUAUGAGUUCCGAGCGCUCAACCCCAGCACCAGGGUGGAUGGAGCCCCGGAGCAGGAUACGCGUUUCGCCGCCAACUCAAGCGACGAGGAGAGUGACGAAGAGUCCGGGUCAGAGAUCAGGAAGACCAAGGACGACGUGGUCAUGCAGGUAUCCUCUUCGACGACAAAAGGUGGGAAAAUCAGGGACACAGCGAUCGGCUCGAGGGCUCAAAAGCAAACACGCACCGCAAAGAGUCGGACGAACGAAGUUGUUGGAGAACAACAAGUCACAUUUGUGCCGGAAUCUAAAAAGAAGAGCAAGCCGCAACCAGCGCCGGCACCCAGCAGGCGCCAAGACAGCCGGAGGAGCGCAAGCACCAACACCUUCCGCCGGUUAUAG
This is a messenger RNA of Chaetomium globosum CBS 148.51, 1917 nucleotides long. RefSeq lists its product as uncharacterized. The transcript is spliced from 4 exons. Gene Ontology annotation, biological process: maturation of SSU-rRNA from tricistronic rRNA transcript (SSU-rRNA, 5.8S rRNA, LSU-rRNA). Lineage: Eukaryota; Fungi; Ascomycota; Sordariomycetes; Sordariales; Chaetomiaceae. Gene Ontology annotation, cellular component: nucleolus; nucleus; 90S preribosome. The coding region runs from base 1 to 1917 and encodes 638 amino acids. Gene Ontology annotation, molecular function: protein binding. The record is from RefSeq and is a predicted model, not a curated record.